Candida dubliniensis CD36 is the source of this 1491-nucleotide messenger RNA. It is a transcript of the gene SIR2, whose product is annotated as Sir2p. The coding region runs from base 1 to 1491 and encodes 496 amino acids. Gene Ontology annotation, molecular function: NAD+ binding. The record is from RefSeq and is a predicted model, not a curated record. The transcript has a single exon. NCBI's taxonomy places the organism in Eukaryota, Fungi, Ascomycota, Pichiomycetes, Serinales, Debaryomycetaceae.
AUGACAACUUUUGGGGCACAAACAAUCCAACGUCAAAGUGGUGGAGUUGCUACGACCACUAGUGUUCCUGCUACGACCGCUGCUAGUAGUGGUAAAAGUGUGCCUCGUACCACACCAACUAAAGGAAUUAUUACACCUACACCUACACCUUCCCAUCUUCGAACCAAUAAUGACAUAAAUGAUUUUGAUGGUAAAUUUAUAGAAACAUUUGAACCUGAUUUGGAACUUCGAAACAAAUAUCGACUGUUUAUUCAUCGAGAAGGGGCUUUAUCAUUUCUUCGAACGGAAAUUACUCAAUCAAUGACCAAACGCGAUAUAUGUGUUUUGAUUUUAAAUUUAGGGUACCCCAAAAAAGCAAUCCAAGAUUACCCGAUUUUGACAUUAAAAGAGUUGGCGUAUAUUUUGUUAAAGUUGAUGUUAAAUGAUUCGGCACAAUUAGAACCCAAAGUGGAUAUGGAACUGGAUUUGGGAGAAAUUGAUGAUAAUGAUGAUGAUGAUGACGCAAUGGAUGUGGAUGACUAUCAAUCUGAGAAUGAAAAUGAAAAUGAAAAUGAAUUUGAAUUUGAUAGAGAAAUACGUCCCUCUAGGCGAACCAUGAAAAUGACCCCAUUUAAAUAUAAACUACCUGAUCUUAUUUCUGAUUUAUCUAAAGCUAAAAGAAUCAUUGUUGUUACUGGAGCAGGAAUAUCUACUUCAUUAGGUAUACCAGAUUUUAGAUCAUUUAAAGGGUUAUAUAAUCAAUUAUCUAAAUUAAAUCUUAAUGAUCCUCAAAAAGUUUUCGAUUUACAAACAUUUAUGAGAGAACCAGGAUUAUUUUAUUCUAUUGCUCAUUUAGUAUUACCACCAGAAGGAAAAUUUAGUUUAUUACAUUCAUUUUUAAAAUUAUUACAGGAUAAAAAUAAACUUUUACGAAAUUAUACUCAAAAUAUUGAUAAUUUAGAACAACGAGCUGGAUUAAAAUCAGAAAAAUUGGUUCAAUGUCAUGGAUCAUUUGCUCGAGCUAAAUGUGUUUCAUGUCAAGGAACAUUUUCUGGAGAAAAAAUUUUUAAUCAUAUUAGACGACAACAAAUUCCUCGAUGUGCUAUUUGUUGGAAAAAUACUCAACAAGCUCCAAUCCAUUUUGGAGCAAUUAAACCAACUAUUACUUUUUUCGGUGAAGAUCUACCGGAAAGAUUUCAUACAUUAAUUGAUAAAGAUUUACAACAAAUUGAUUUAUUUUUGGUUAUAGGAACUUCAUUAAAAGUGGAACCAGUGGCGAGUAUUAUUGAUAAAGUUCCUUAUAAAGUUCCGAAAAUAUUAAUUAAUAAAGAUCCUAUUCCUGAUAGAGGGUUUAAUUUACAACUUCUUGGAUUAUGUGAUGAUGUGGUAUCAUAUUUAUGUAAAUGUUUGAAAUGGGAUAUUCCUCAUGUUGAUUAUAAUAGUGAUGAUCAAUUUAAAUUAUCUAAGCUUAAAAAUGGUGAUUGGGAAAUCGUUAAAAAAUCUUCAAAAUGA